AUGGCCAAGUCCACUCCCUCUGCUGCUAAGCGGGUGCCGGCUAAAGGCAACUCUAAGGCGCCGAAGUCGUCAAUCUCCAAGAAGAGCAAGCCUUCUGCCGCGCCCUCUCAAGGGCUCACUCACGUAUCUAGUAUAACCUAUAAAGACCUUAAGGUCGGGACGCAAGUCAUGGCUGCGAUACAGGAUAUCUCUCCUGAUGCGCUCAUUCUAGAUUUGCCUUUCAAUAAGAUGGGAAUCGUGAAAGGUAUAUCUAAUAUGGUCGAUGAAGAUGACAUUAGUAAACACAUGAAACAGGGCAACGUUGCAUUGAAGAGCUUCAAGGCUCAGCAUAGGUUCCGUAGAGGUCAGCUUGUGACCGCGGCUGUUAUUGCCAACGAUGGCAGUGGUAGAGAGGGGUCGAUCCAACUCUCGUUGUUGCCAUCUGUCCUCAAUGCUGGGCUAACGUCUAAGACCAUGAAACCUCACAUGUGGCUGCCUGCUACUGUGCUCACUGAGGAGGCUCACGGAUACGUUUUGAGUUUCGGCAUUGAUGGAGUCACUGGCUUCCUGAAGAAGAGCGAGCUACCUGCUCCAACAGAUAAAGUAGAGACGACUAAGGGAGUGAACCCUUUGCUCGAGAUGUCGGCUAGAGACAACGAUGCUCCCGAGGCUGAACAGAUGAGGCUAGGGACACUGGUGUAUGUGCGUGUAUUGGAUAAUGACCCUUCCAAUAAGACGAGUCUGCAGUGUAGCGCUAAAGCGGGUAAUGUGGAAGAAAGUGAUAGAAUAGGAGCCCCUAAGAAGAAGGCUAGCAAAAAGAGUGCCGGAAUUCAAGUUGAUUUCAUGGGACCGUUAAAGGGUGUUGUGCAUCAACAUCAUCUGCUACACCCCAUCCUCAAUGACACGGAUGUGACGAUGACUACCAACCUCAAGGUUGGCCAAUCGGUGACGGCGAGGGUACUCGCAGUACUGGCAGACCCGUCGUCGCACACAAGGGCGGUGUACUUAACGUUGUUGCCUAACCUCAUACAGUGGAAGGGUAUUAAGAGUCAAGUAGAGGCUGGCACGACCAUUGAGGCGGCUAGGGUUAUUGAUGUGAUUCCGAAGGAUUGCACGCGGUUCGUUGCAGGAGGGAAUCUCAUGGUUGCUCAUGCUACUCGAUGCAGUCUACCAUAUAGGCAGCCCGGCGCUGUCGGGAAGAAGACUGAUGUCAGGGCUCUGGGGAGUAAUCUCCUAGAGAUGUCUGUACAGGUCAGCGCAGAGGAGAAGGUCCUGGCAGCCUCUGUAGUGAAUCUUCAACAAGUUUCGGCUGGUAUGGUAUUCGAUAAAGCAGUGAUUGAGCACUUCGACAACGAGAAGGGCCUCAUCGUCAGCCUCAGUGAUUUCGUUACUGGAAGGGUUCCAAAGGAGCAAUGCACCGACCAGGGUAAUCAGAGGAAGCUUCCUAAAAGAUAUGCGGAGGAGAAGGCGGAGAUCCGCGUCAGGGUUCUCAAUGUGGACCCUGUGAGGCGACAGGUUACCCUCACAGCUAAGAAGUCCCUUGUCGGUCGACCGGAUGAGGAGGUGCCGAGAGCCCUCAUCAGAAACGCUGAUGCGAGCGUGGGGGAUGUUGUAGUCGGGUACGUGAGUAAGAUACUUGACCAUGGUGGCUGCAUAGUGAAAUUCUUUGGUGAGGCAUUCGGCUUGCUACCUAUUGUCACGGAGGGCUGUGCUCACGAAGGAGCUCUUGUGAAGGUGAGGGUUGUGAGUAAGAACGACUCGCCUAAGGGCACUAGGCUGAGGCUACAGCAAGUGAACAGUAUGGAAGAUUCUACAAUGGGAGAGAUUACUAAGGUUGGCGAUGUCCUGACAGUUGAGACCAUUGAGGGAGCGGAUAAGUGUAGUGGUGGUCGACAGUGUGUGAAGAUCCGAUGUGUGGGAGGUACGGACGUGUUAGUGCCAGUGAUGCAGUUGGCAGACGAUCCUGAUAUGGCAGUGGCUGUGAUGGAGCGUGUUGAGAAAAAGGAAGAUUUGCAACAUUUCCCGCUCGCCAAGGUUCUAGUGACUGCUGUUAUGAACGAUGGUACGGUAGAGGGUACGUGUAAGCCGGUACUGGUCGAAGACGAGAAGUAUAGGGAGCUCCUUGGCAUCAGUCAGGAGGAGAUACCCUCGAAGGUUAAGGUGGGGGAAGGCCUUGUUGGUUUCGUGUCUAACGUGACCACCUUUGGUGCAUUUGUUCGUGUCGGUGGGGUUACUGGUCUGGUACCGAAACCCAAGUUGGCAGAAGGCUUCGUUGAGGAGGUUUCUGAGGCGGUUGAGGUUGGCCAGACUGUCACUACUGCAGUGGUGUCGUCGGUUGAUGCUGAGAGGAAUAUGUUCAAGAUGGAUAUGCAACCUCGCGCGGUGGCGGCGGUCAGCGAAUUAUCAGCUCGGGAGGAGCUCAGGGCUGCGGCGAAGUUGAGGCUUGAGAAGUGGUUGGGGAGUGGUAGGAUACCCCAGAGGGGACAGGUGGUCGAUGCCAAGGUUGGCAAGAAGAAGCCCUAUGGAUGGAUGCUUGAAUUGACUAAGUUCGAGGCUGCUGCUGGACUGUUGUUGAAAAUGGGAGUUGGGGAGUUGGAGAGUGGCAGUGAUGUGAAGGUUAAGGUUGUUGACGUUGACGUCGUGAGAUCUGUUGUGUACGCGUGCAAGAUUGGAGAAGAGGCUAAAGCAGUGGAGACUAACCAUGUGUGCAGGUACCCUGUUGGUUCGGUUGUUUCUGUGCGAGUGGUGGGUUCAUCUCAUGUGACGGCCUUCUCGGCUAGUGGUGCCAAUCAGUGGAACAUCAGCGUGAGAGAUCCGAAGAAGGAUAAGGAAGAUUGCAAGUUGUACAAGUGGAAUGCAGCUUCCCUUUGUGCGGCUCCUUUGGUUGGUUGCGCCGUCUCUUCGGUGAACGACGAUGAGAUGUUUAUCAUGGUCGACAUUCCUGGGGUGGAGAUGAGCUCACAUACGCAGUUGGAGGCUGGCAAGUUGGGCAAUAUGACUAAGGCGCAGAAGGCUAAAUUUUUCCGUCAGCAUCUUGGUGACCAUGAUGAUACCUCCAGCAACUACUGCAAGGUGAUGCUGGGCAAGUUGCGUGCUGUGGACCUGCCCAAAGCUGUGGAGGAGUAUAAGCCUGGACAUCUGCUAAGUGGUGAGGAAGUGAGGGCCUUUGAGGUGGUCACUAAGAAGAAGAUAGAGCUCACUGCUGUGGAGGAGGUGAAGGAGGGCUCUGUGGUUACUACCGCUCGAGUAUCCAGCCAUAAGUCGGCUGCGAUCCAGCGUAUAGUGGAGCUCCCUGGUGGUCAUAAGGGGAGGCUUCAUGCUACUAUGGCAUGUGAUGAUUGGAGGGCAAAUCCUUUGUCUCCGCUGACACCGGGUAUGCUAGCACCGGCGUUACUGGUGGUCAGCCUCGGUAGUGGCCGUACUCCUACUGAGCUCUGCCUCAAGUCGAUCAGCCGGGCUCAUGUGAAGGGUCUUCCUAAGGGAGCCAAAGACCUCAAGGAAGGAGGGAAGGUCUCUGGAUAUGUAGCUAGCGUGAGCUCUUCGGGAGUCUUCGUCGCACUUUCACCGUGGCUGACCGGUCGUGUUUUGCUCGGCAACGUCGCGGAGCAUCCGGUCACUCCUGAGGAAGCUGGCAAAUUAUAUCCUGUGGGUACCUCUGUGAGGGACAUAGCAAUUACUUCAGUGGACGUGACGAAGAAUAGGGUUGGUCUGGCAAUUGUGAACAAGGAUAAGAGUCAGAUUACAGAAAUUGAGGAGGGUGCUAUUAUGUACGGUCAAGUGUCUAGAAAGGACAAGGAAGGGAAGGGCUUAUUCGUUCGAAUCUCGGGGACGGGAGGUCAACAUGGUCAUUGCUCUGCUAAGGACCUAUUUGACGGCAAGGGGGAUGCUAAGGCGUUGAAGGAAGCUGUCGGCAGCUAUAAGGUCGGUACGAAGGUCCGUUGUCGCAUCCUGUCGGUGAAGGGGGAUGGAAAGAUUAAUAUCGGAUUGGCGAAGAAGUAUUUCCCUGAAGAUGAGACUGUGGUAGAGGAGGUUGAAGAAGAGGAAGAGAGUGAUGAUGAUGAUGAGGAUGUUGAAAUGGAAGAGGAAAUUGCUGAGACGAGUGAAGCCCCAUCCCCUUCUAUUGAGGAGGACGAGGAAGAGGAAGACGUUGAAGGUGCAUCUGAGGACGACGAAGAGGGAGUUGGUCAGUUUGGGUUCGCUGAAGCAAACAUGUUUGCCGAUGAGGAGGAGGAAGAUGAUGAAGAGGAGAAUGAUGAUGCUGAGGAAGAGGAAGAUGAUGAUGAUGAUGCUCCACCAGCUGAGCCCGCACAUGACGCUAUGGAGGAUAGUGAUGUUAGUGAGGAUGAGAAGGAGGAUGAGCAGAAAACUGGUAGUGGUAGUAAGAGAUCGGCCCGUCAGAAGGCUCGGGAGCGUCGUGAGCGAGAGAAGGAGACUAGAGAGGUUGAGUUGGCCAAUGCUAGUGGUGAUUGGAAAAGGAAUCCUCGGGGACCUGAUGAUUUCGAACGACUGGUGCUCAUGUCAUGUAGUGCUUCGUCAACUCCCGACAUGCCUAGUGCAUCGGAGGUAUGGAUACAGUAUAUGGGGUAUUGGAUGCAGCUUGCCGAAAUACAGAGAGCUCGGGAGUGUGCGGAGAGAGGUAUAAAGCAACGACUAGGUUUCAGAGACGAACAGGACAGACUUAAUCUGUGGAUAGCAUAUCUCAAUUUAGAAGCGCAUAUAUGUGUUGAGGGGGGACGGAAAAAAGAUGCCCUGAAGAGAGUUGAGGAUCUCUUUAAGAGAGCUGCUAGCUAUAAUGACUCGAAGAAAGUUCACAUGGCAAUGUGUGAUGUAUGGGCGAGAGCUGGCGCGGAAGAUCUCGCACUAGAGGCUUACAAACGGACGGCUGAGAAAUUCGGGCAUUCUAAGAAAGUGUGGAUGAAAUAUCUUGAAUUCCUGUACUCUACUGGUAAACUCUCGGAAGCUCGACAGAAUUGUUUGCCUCGGGCGUUGAGGUUGACAGAUAGACGGAAACACUCGUUGAUUGCCACUAGAGCGGCUAAGUUGGAAUACAAGUAUGGCACGGUUGAACGAGGCAAGACGAUAUUUGAAUCGUUAUUGGCAUCUCAACCGAAACGGCUUGAUAUUUGGUCAGUGUAUUUGGAUGAACAUAUCAAUGCAAAUAAGGAAGAUGCAGACCAGGUGCGGUCGGUGUUCGACCGGGCGGUUACACUGAAGUUGAAGCCAGCGAAAAUGAAGUUCUUCUUCAAGCGUUGGGUUAACUUCGAGCAGUCCUAUGGCGAUGUAGAUCAUCUCGAUUUGGUGAAGGAUAAAGCUCGAGAAUACGUUAUGGCUCUCGAGAAAAGCCGCCGAGCUGAUGAUAUUGGGGAGGAAGGGGAAGAAUGA
Molecule: messenger RNA, 5361 nt
Organism: Perkinsus marinus ATCC 50983
Lineage: Eukaryota; Perkinsozoa; Perkinsida; Perkinsidae
Product: programmed cell death protein, putative
Exons: 35
Coding region: 1-5361 (1786 amino acids)
Biological process (GO): rRNA processing
Cellular component (GO): small-subunit processome; nucleolus; nucleus
Molecular function (GO): protein binding; RNA binding
Source: RefSeq, a predicted model, not a curated record